Messenger RNA from Lycium ferocissimum, 1279 nucleotides. Its product is annotated as mediator of RNA polymerase II transcription subunit 9. The transcript has 7 exons. NCBI's taxonomy places the organism in Eukaryota, Viridiplantae, Streptophyta, Magnoliopsida, Solanales, Solanaceae. Gene Ontology annotation, cellular component: mediator complex. The record is from RefSeq and is a predicted model, not a curated record. Bases 206 to 820 code for a protein of 204 amino acids.
AAUUAUAAUAUUUUUUAUUUUAAUUCUAAUUUUAUUAGUCCAGAGAGAUUUUUAACUGUUUUCCAAAAGAAAAAACAGUAAAGACUCUUCACGAAAAGGGCAAAACACAGUUAUUAGGAUUUUGUUUGCUCAAUCGGAUCCAGUCUUUCAUCUCCGAACCAAAGUAGCACCAGGUUAUUGUUUUCCUGCUCAGCAGCUGUUAGUUAUGGACCAUUUUGGAGGAGGAAGUUGGUCAAUGAUCCCCAACAUCCAAACUCACAGUAAUCCUUCCACACCCUCUAAUCAAGACCAAUUAUUUCUUCAGCAACAGCAAUUUCAACAACAACAGUUCAAUCAACCGCAACAGCUCUAUCAGCAACAACAACAACAACAACAUCAGCAGCAGCAGCAGCAGCAGCGCUAUCAACAGCAGAUGCAACAACAACAAAUGCAGCAACAGCAGCAGCAGCAGCAGCAGCACCAGAUUCAACAACAGCAGCAACAGCAACAGCAGCAGCAGCAGCAGCAGCAACAACAACAGCACCACCAGUCACUUGCCUCUCACUUCCACCUUCUACAAUUGGUGGAGAAUUUAGCUGAUACUAUUGAAAAUGGAAAUCGAGAUCAGAAUUCAGAUGCAUUGGUAACAGAAUUGAAAAACCAGUUUGAGAAGUGCCAACAGCUGUUGACAUCAAUAUCAGGGUCGAUUAGCUCAAGGUCUAUGACGGUUGAGGGACAAAAGCGCAAAAAGGCAGAGUGCGAACAACUGCUAAAUCAGCGAAGGGAUCUUGUUUCGAGGUACAAAGGCUCUGUUGAGGAGAUUAUUAACUCUGAACUGUAGCUGCUACUUGCAUUCUAACCAGGGAAGACACCCCGCAACUUACAAGUUGCUAUAUAUAGUAGCAUCUGCAUCUUUGUGGUUGCAACACGUCAAGCGAAGGGCUUUAGGUGGGAAUUCAUAUUUUUCAACCUCAUCACGAAUUUGCAGAAGAAGAUUAACUAUGUGCUGUCUUUUUGCACUGAUGAAUCCUUAGACUCCAUUGGAGACUUUGGCUGUGCCAAGAUAUGUCUUUGUCAAGGCUUUAUCAGUUCAAUGAUUCUACUUGGCAGUGAAGAAUUAACUUUGCAACAAUUUCAAGGAAAACGAUAGUGGAGAAAUAAUUAUGGCAAAGGAUAAUUACAGGAAAACAAUACUCCAUUCGGUUUCUUGUAAAUUUCCUACGUCAACAGAACAAUGUCCAUAAGAUUUCCUAAAGUUGGUUUUUAACUAAAAAAAAAACUAUCAAAGUUUUACCUUGUU